UUCAUAAUGUUCAGAAUCAGAUUCAACAAUGUUCUAAUAAUAGUUUGGCUCCCUCUCAUCCUGAAGUUCUUCAGUUAAGUAAUUCUUUGCAAACUUGGCUUACUAUUCAGAAAGAAUAUUUCAUGCAGCAAGCUGGUGAUAAAUUUCUAGAGGUAGACAAAAACACUUAUUAUUUUCAUUCUUUAGCCAAUUUCAAUAAGAGAAGAUCUAAUGUUCAUGCUAUUAAGGGUCCUCUGGGAAUUUGGUAUGACUCAAGAAUUGAAAUUGAAGAAAUUAUGCUAUCUCAUUUUCAAAAUGUAACUGCUACUUCUAAGUCGCCUAUUUUUCAGGACAUUCUCAACUUGUUUCAACCCUGCAUAUCUGAUUCAGAUAAUUUGAGACUUAUUCUCCUGCCUGAUGAUCAAGAGAUCAAAGAUGUGGUUUUCAGUAUCAGACCUUGGGCAUCACCUGGAAAUGAUGGUUUUCAGGCGGCCUUUUAUCAACAAUGCUGGGAUACAAUUAGCUUUGAGAUGACUGUCUACUUUUAUUUUAAGCCGGUGCUAAUCAGAUAAGACAUCUUCAACAACUUCUUCAUAAUUUUGGUCAAGCCUCUGGUCAAGUAAUCAACAUGGAAAAAUCAACAAUUUUCUUUGUUAAGCAUACUUCUCGGAACCGAAAAUUUGGUAUUACCAGUAUUCUUAAUAUGAAGCUUAUGGGUCUUGGAGAAAAGUAUAUGGGAAUUCCUCUUUUGUUACACAGGUCUCGACAGCAAAAUUGUAAGGGUAUUCUUGAUAAUAUGAAUCACAGACUUCAAGGCUGGUCCAGUAAAAUUGUUAAUCAAGAUGGGAGAACUACUCAGGUAAAUGCUGUUCUGAGUUCGAUUGGAAUGUACCAAAUGCAAGUCUUCAAGUUGCCUGACUCCACUAUUCAGAAUAUGGACAAGAUUCAGAGACAUUAUUGGUGGAACAAUUUUGGUAACCGUCAUACUCCUCAUCUUAUUUCUUGGAAUACUAUGAGAUUACCUAAAAGUCUAGGUGGACUCGGUAUUAAGAAUCUAAGUAGUUAUAAUUUAGCUUUCUUAGCUAAUUAGCUUGGAACCUGCUUCAUCACCAAGAUGUUAUUUGGGCUACAAUUUUAAAGGGUAAAUAUUUUCCUCAUAAUGAUCUCCAAUUUUUUCCACCCCCAGAGAAUACAAAUUCCAGCUGGAUAUGGCAGAGCAUAUGUAUUGGUCUUCACAUUAUUUUGAAGUAUGCUAAGUGGCAGGUAGGAAAUGGGGAGUCUAUCAACAUCUGGACUGCCAAUUGGAUCCCUUCCAUGGCAGCUACUUUACAAGAUUGGAAUGAUCUUAAUUUAAACAAAUAUCAAUGGGUUUCGCAAUUGAUAGAUAACCAUACAGAUCAAUGGAAUAUUGCUCUUCUGUGACAGCUCUUUACUGAUGCCCAGGUGAACUCCAUCUUUACUAUUCCACUUCAGUUAGAUUAAAAAGACUCUCUUAUUUGGCCUUUUACUUCAAUUGGUAUAUUUUCAACCUCCUCAAAUUAUAAAAUGCUAUGUCAGCUAGACAACACCAACAAUGCUUCUCUGAAAUUGUCUCCUCACUUUUGGCUCAAGUUCUGGAAACUAAAAAUUCCGUAUAAGUUUCAAAUUUUUAUAUGGAAAGGCCUUCAUAAUGGAGUUCCUGUUAAAGACAGAAUUUUUCAUCAUAUGGAUUCUUCUCAUCAGAAUUGUGUUAUGUGCAGUGCUGCUAACAAGGAGGAUUUGGAUCUUUUAUUGCUUCAUUGUUCUUUUGCUCAAGAUAUUUGGAGAUAUUUCUUUCCCAUUGGUUUUACUUCAAUGAUGCAGCAUUCAAAUUUUCUUUCUUGGGUUCAGAGUUGGCAGUCUAAAGAUUCUCUUGUUAGUAUUUACAAUACCCCUAUCACCAUUCAUGUCAUAGCUUGCAUUAUGCACAAUAUCUGGAAACAUAGGUGUAGAGUAAUCUUUAAUAAUCUUACCCCUAAUACUAACUCUAUCAUACAUCAGAUUAACCACUAUAUUGCCCGGCAUCAUUUAGAUAUUAAUUUUGAUCAUGUUUCUCGCUCCAUUACUGUUAGAUCCUCUGUGCAUAGUACUUGGAAGCCUCCUCCUUUUGGUGUGAUGAAAGUUAAUAUUGAUGUUGCUUUUAGUCCUCCUUCUCUUUUAGCUGUUAUUGGUAUAAUAACUCGAAAUCAUGCAGGACAAUAUGUGAUGGGAAAAGGGAUUGUGAAAAGAGCUAUUAAUAUACAUCAAUCUGAAUCUUGGGAUUUAACUGAAGCAAUGAUACUAGCUAAAUACUAUGGGUGGAAUCAAGUGAUCUUUGAGACUGAUAAUCUGAAUAUCAGUUCUUAUCUGCAUCAACAGUCUAUGUCUCAUUGGCAGAGUGUCCCUCUUCUUAAGAGGUGUGUAAAUUUAUGUGCCAAUAACUCUGUCUGGUCUUGUGUGUUUGUUAAUAGGGAGUGUAAUAAGGUAGCCGAUGCUGUAGCUAAAGCUGCUCGUAAACAUAGUUUGUGUGGGGAAUGGUGGUUGACUCCACCUGAUGUCUUAAUUUCUCAUAUAGAUUGUGAUAUAAACAACCUUACUGUGUAAUUUUAUGCCUCUUUGUUUAAAAAAAAAACUCUCUUUA
This is a messenger RNA of Papaver somniferum (opium poppy), 2617 nucleotides long. RefSeq lists its product as uncharacterized. NCBI's taxonomy places the organism in Eukaryota, Viridiplantae, Streptophyta, Magnoliopsida, Ranunculales, Papaveraceae. The coding region runs from base 1525 to 2580 and encodes 351 amino acids. The record is from RefSeq and is a predicted model, not a curated record. Gene Ontology annotation, molecular function: RNA-DNA hybrid ribonuclease activity; nucleic acid binding. The transcript has 2 exons.